AUGAAUUAAUAAAAGAGUUUAUAACUUUCAUUUGAUUUAUCGUCCAAUACCAAAGAUAGCUAGUUCAUGAAAUACGAAACGGCAAUAAGCAUCAGCGAGUUUGUCAAAUCUUUUCCUUAAAGAAAAUUAGGAAAAGAAUUCGAUUAUUUAUGCUAAAUAACUGAGACAAAGGAACAUGAGAAAUAAUUCUUUUAGGAUGAAAAGAUUCAGCAUUUAAAUCGAUAUAUAGAUAUAUUACCGUGUAAAUCAUCAAUUAGAUUAUUAAGAUAAACACACUAUUGUAACAUCGAACAUAAAUGAGAAGUUUUACAUUAAUGCAAAUUAUAUUAAAGGAAUAGAUAAUGUUGAAAUGAAAUAUAUUGCCACUUAAGGUCCAGUCCCUGAAAGUGUGAAUAAUUUUUGGCAUAUGAUUUGGACAAACGAGGUUGGAGUGAUAAUUAUGCUUUGUAAAUUAGAAGAUCAUAAUUUUGUAAAAUUUAUUGGCAAUUUAGAGACAAUGUGAGAAAUACUGGCCAGAUAUAUCAGAUAAUUACGGACCUUAUUAAGUAAAGCUACAAAAAAAAGAAGAUUUAAAAGGAGGACUGACGUUAAAUGAAUUCAUAAUCAAAUUUGAAGAAUAAGAAAAAUUAAUACAUCAUUAUCAAUGGAAUGGGUGGCCUGAUUUUGGAGUAGUUGAUAAAGACUCCUUUUUUGUCAUUGAUUUAUUAGCAAAUAUAGCUAAUAAAUCCAUCUAGGAAAAUAAGAAGACUGUGGUACAUUGUAGUGCUGGAAUUGGUCGCACUGGAACUUUGCUGUCUAUUUGUUAUAUUAAAUAAUUGUUAAAUUAGAAAGAUUAAAAGAUAUCGAUUUUUAGCAUAGUUAGAAGAUUACGCGAAUAAAGAGCCUAUAUGGUUUAGACUGAAGAGCAAUACGAAAUGGUUUAUCGUUUUACAUUGUGGUUAAUAUAGAAUUUGAAAUAUAAUUGA
Molecule: messenger RNA, 965 nt
Organism: Paramecium octaurelia
Lineage: Eukaryota; Ciliophora; Oligohymenophorea; Peniculida; Parameciidae
Source: the annotation of a GenBank genome assembly